This is a messenger RNA of Dicentrarchus labrax (European seabass), 2551 nucleotides long. RefSeq lists its product as uncharacterized. The transcript has 7 exons. The coding region runs from base 399 to 1976 and encodes 525 amino acids. Lineage: Eukaryota; Metazoa; Chordata; Actinopteri; Moronidae. The record is from RefSeq and is a predicted model, not a curated record.
GAAAAAAUGGAAGAAGGAGGGUUGUUCAAUUUACAAGUAUGCAUUUUGUAUAUGCUACAUAAUUAAUUUAUAUUUCUCUCCAAAACAUGAUUAAAUCUUUAAAAAGCAUUUCAAUAUUGAGGAAUUUAAAACCUACAUGUCUCCAUCAUUUGAAGAAGAAAGGAAAAAGUUAUGUUUUAUCAGCGAAAAGGCCGCCUCCAAGGGCGGGCUCCUGGACAGGAAACGGUUGCUGAAGACCUGCAGGCUCCGCCAUUUUCUCCCUCGCUGUGAUAUUUUCUAUGGAUUUGGGCUUCUCAGGACACAUAAAGAUAUCCUCCAUCCAAGACCAAUAUUUGAUAUAAGUGAAUGUGGCAGUGUAAAGGGUGUUCAGUCGCUGUGCAAAACUGAGACGUAGAAGGAUGAAUGCCCCGACACUUCUCAAAGUCAUCCUGGGUGACAACAGCAGCCAAAGGAUGACUUUUCAAAAUGGACUCCCAGGAUCUGUUAAUGAACUUGUUAGUGAGGUACAAAGACAAUGUGGACUUGACUAUGACUUCAGACUUCAGUUUAUGGAUGCACUAUUUGGAAAUGACUUCAUGAACCUCACUUCAAUGGAUGAAGUACAGGAUAGAGGGACAAUUAGAGUGAUUGCCAUGACAGAUUCCUCAACUCCUCAGUGUGCUAAUAUCCUUCCCACCUCAGCUGCCCAUCACUCCCUUAAUGAAUCCUCAUCCCUGUCCAGUGGAUGUGUUGACACUGACAUACUCUCUUCACCGGAGUCAGAGUCAUCCGGCUCUCGGUCAUCUUGGCCGAGCAUCUUUCGUGUUCCUCAGUUUAGUUAUGAUGCUGAGUUGAAACUUGCGCAGGGCAAUGCAGCUUACAGGGAAAAGGGUACAUUGUUUAUUCCUGAUCCUAAACUGAAGUCGAACAUUCUUGAGGGCCUAGUGCAAGAAAUUGUUAAGUACAAACUUUAUGUUUCUGACAAAGACUUUAACACAGUUGGAGAGGCUCUAAUCUCAAAGCAUCCUUGCCUGACUGAGAAAGGCUCCCUCUCUGGAUAUGCUGGAUGGAAAUGCAGCUUGAAGAACAAACUGGCAAUCUACCGCACUCACCUAAGAAAGCUUGGAUGUCCUGAGGUGACAAUAAACUCACUCAAGCACAAACCAGAGGGCAAAUCAAGCCCUGCUUUUGGCAUUAAAAAACCAAGAAGGUCUGAAGUGAACUACUGUCCCCCCUAUCCUACUGGAGAAUCUGAGAAGAGUCUUGAGAGUGUGAGAAUGGAGCUUCUUUCAGAUGUUAAGAAGAAGAACAACAGGGAAGCAGUAAGGAUGAAAAUGGAAAAGACAUUUGCAUAUAGGAGACAGGAAGUGGUUCGCGACACACCAAUGAUAAGAGACUUCCAGACGAGAUGGCCAGCACUUUUUGAAGUAGGCGAGAUAAAUGCUGAAUUCAAACGGAUCACAACAAUGCCCCUGCAGUCCAGAUUUCUAUCGCAAUUAGAUGUUCACUCCGAGAAACUGCUCAAAAUGUUUAAAAACAGAGGAGGACAGAUUGGCAGACGCCUAGGGGGCAUCAUUGCACCCAUGGAUGAAGAUGAUGACGUGGAUCUGGGAAGAGAAUGUGUCAUAAAGGCACUCUGCGUUUACCUGAACGAGGACCCAGAGAAUCUAUUGAGAGAGUAUGUGGCAGCAGAUGAAUCCCUCCUCCAGGAAUCCAUUGAGGAAACCACUAUGGGUAUAUACGUCUGGAAACACAGAGAUGACAGUGAAAAACCAGAGGACAUUGGCAUUGUCCUCGAGUCCCAGAUUGUGAUGCAGGAUAUGGACAGUGUUCCCUUAGCUGCUGCCAUGUUGUUUGGCCUAAUAUAUUCUUUGAACUUAAACUACCCUGCUGAACUCAAGUAUACCUUUGAAGUGCUGCAGAAGGUGGUCAUGGAGCUUGAAGGCAAUGCACUGUCCAAAAAAGCCCAAGUCCUGAAGAACAGACUUUAUCAGUGAACUGGCUAUCCAGGCUCUCGAGCUUGAUUUCUUAAGACAUACAUUAUGUCACCUACCUCUUCCAGGUGUUGGACUUUUCUUUUGGGCGGGUAGGAGGCUUUUUGUUUUUUUUUUAAAUGGAACUAUAACAUAAUUUCCCCCCCCUUUUUUUAGAGUUUGGGGUGAUUUUUGUUUACUGUGAACAUUGAAAAAAUUAUAGUGGCUUGUUUACGAUUACCAGUGUUCACAUUAUGGAACACCCUGUGGUCAUGGUCAGGCUGUGUGCUAUGUACCAUAGAGCAAAAGGACAGGUGUGUAUUCAAAUGAAAAUUCUCUGUCAGUGUGUUGUAUGUACAUAGAUGAGUUUUAAUGUGUGGUGACCGUAGCUUUGGCUUCAGGUUCUGCUAAAUGGUGUGCACAAAUCUCCCUCUGUUAUCCACACGAACCUGCACACAUUUCUGACUCCAGGGACUCUUCUUUGUUGAAGGAAAAAAAGGCUAUCCAACUUGUUUGCUUGAUUUCUUAAGACAUGCAUUAUGUCACCAUCUACCUCUUCCAGUUGUUGGACUUUUCUUUUGGGUGGGUAGGAGGCUUUU